AUGGCGACCAUCAAAAUAAUUGUGCUGGUACUGGCUGCAAUAAGCCAAUACACAGCUGACGCACAGUGCCAUGGCUAUGCCCCGCCGCCGUAUUAUGCGCCUCCAGCAGUGUUACCAGCACCAGCUCCCAUAAUGGCCCCAACAUAUUUACCUCCAGCACCAUUACCCGUAGCUCCACUACCAUUAGGACCUCUACCUGUAGCACCACUACCUGUAUCUCCACUACCCAUAGGUCCAAUACCCGUAGCGCCACUACCUCCAACACCUUUGCCCCCACCUCCUGUACCCCCAGGUUGUCCCUCAGCGAUCACCAUCCCCAUGCCACCAUUGCCACCACUAUAUGUCACUCUACCACCACCAGCUCCCGUCUACGUAACUCCACCAGCCGCGCCACCACUGCUUGUAGAAAUUCCAGCACCGCCACCAAUAACAGUCACACCGCCUCCUAUGCCACCCAUGGUAGUGUCACCUCCUCCUCCACCGCCCUUAACUAUAAAUCCCCCUACUUCACCACCAAUUUGCGUGACCCCUCCACCUCAAGCACCAGUAUUCGUUACUCCACCAACCCCUCCUACCAUGUACGUAAACCCACCGCCGCUACCACCCAUGCUUAUUGAGAUACCGUUGCCACCACCAGUCGUGAUUGAACUGCCGCCUCCACCUCCAAUUGUUGUGCAGCCACCUCCAUUAGGACAGAUUAUGGUGCAACCUCCACCUCUACCUCCAGUUCCGGUAGAUUUACCACCGCCACCACCAAUGAUGGUGCAACCACCUCCGCUACCUCAACUGUGUGUCCAGCCGCCUCCGCCGCCACCCAUCAGCGUCCAACCUCCAGCACCACCUCCGAUGACUGUUCCCCUGGCACCACUGCCUCCUAUCACCGUUCAGCCGCCAGCACCAGCGCCGAUCUCCGUCGAAGUGCCUCCAACUGGUCCAGUGCUGGUCCAACCGCCGCCAUUACCUCCGUUCUGCGUGCAACCGCCACCUCCACCCCCCAUGUGUCUGCAACCACCGUCGCCACCACCCAUCUGCUGCAGUUCGUCUCCCCCGCCUGGCCCAUACGACCCACUGCCACCUCCACUAGCGUAUCCACCAUCACCAACUCCCAUUUAUUUGUAG
Molecule: messenger RNA, 1119 nt
Organism: Achroia grisella
Lineage: Eukaryota; Metazoa; Arthropoda; Insecta; Lepidoptera; Pyralidae
Exons: 2
Coding region: 1-1119 (372 amino acids)
Source: RefSeq, a predicted model, not a curated record